AAUAGAAGUUAUGGAUGCAAGACUUCUCUCAUCCAGUAGCGUGGUUCUGCUCUGUGGUAUUUGACUUCAGUGGUGGACCUGAGCACAACUUCUACAACUGCAGUUACAUAACAUGCCGUCACGCCCCCCUCCCCAGCAGGUGCCUUGAGUAUUAUGGGGGUCCAAUGACUGACUAGGUCAAAGGGUCUUCAGCAGAAAGGAAAACGUGAUAGCAAAAGCAGUUGAGAAGCCACACUUUGCCACAUCUCACUGAAGGCACACAUACCUCUCUUCCAGUCCGUCUCUCUGCUGCUGCUGCUGCUGCUGUUAUCAUGGCCAGGCGCAAGUCAAAGAAGCCGCAACAAGAUGACACCUCCAUUUUGUUGGACCAACCGGUACCACAGUCCAAGAGGAGGAUAAACUCCUACGCUUCUUCAGCUUUAGUGUUCAUCAUUAUCUUCACAGUCGGGGUCUCCAUAAUGGGCUGGUUUUGUGCACAACAGCAGCAAAGCCUCGACCAGCUGACAGAGUCGUUCACGACAAUGGAGAGGAAGAUCACCAGCCUCCAGCAGGUGAUGCACAUGACGGACGGACAGCUCGAUGUUGAUUUCAAUGUGGAAGAGAGGAUCUUUGCCCUGGAGGAGGCCCAGCAGCAGGCUCAGGAGAGGGCUCAGGUUGCCAUGGCCACAUCGGAGGACUUAAACUCCAACAGUUACUCGCAGCUUUUGGCCCUCUACAAUGAGAUGGACACACGAUUGGCCGAGAUAAAGCAGGUCUCCCUGUCCGUCGCGACACUCCAGGCCAUGUUCAAGAACCAGAGUGAGGAGUUUGAAGCCGUGAAGGAGAGCGUGGUGGCCGGUUUGAGCUCCAGCUCGGUGCUGGCUGAAAGUGUGGCCGGGCUGAGCCAUGCUGUGGCCAGUGCGUACGCUAAGGCCGAUGAGCAGGUUGCAUCAGUGGAGGCUCUCAGUGCACUGCUGGAGGGACAAACCUCAGAGCUGAAUAAGAUGAAAGAGUCAAUGCAGCUUCAUAGUGUUGCACUUUCUACAAACAACCAGGAGAUGGCUGCAAUAAAGGAGCUUCUGGAGGCUAAGCAGGCUAAGCGUGCCCAGGCUUUAGAAAAUAUGCUCAGUUCAGUGCAGAUGACUCUGGAUGAGCAGUUCUCCACUUCACAGACCCUCCACAGCAGCAUCAUGGCUCAGCUGCAGACGUUUCACACCCAGUUGGCGACUACUCCUCUGUCAGUGAAAGCAAAGUCAAAUGAGGAGGCCCCAGCAGAAGAAGAGCUUGUCUCCAGUAUGGCACAGAAUGUCACUGAGGGGCAGGAGAAGCUAGAAGAUGUUGAGGAAAAGACUGAGCAGCUAGAUGCUGAAGAUGAACCGGAAGACGAGGCAGAGGAGGCAAUGGAGGAGGAACUGGAACAGGAAGUGACGGGCGAUGUUACAGAUGAGGAGACAGAUGAAAAUAUAGAGGAUGAAGAAGAAAUUAUAGAAGAGGAAGAUGAGGAGGAGGAGGAAAUUACAGAAGAGGAAGAAGAAGUUACACUAGAAGAGCAAGAAGACAAGGAAAUUACAGGACAUAGUGAGGAGGAGGAGGUUACUGGGAAGACAGACGAAGAGGAGAUCCCAGGAGACACUGUGGACUAUGACGUUUUGGACGAUUCUUUGGAAGAGGAGGUAUCCGAAGAAGAUGAGGAGAGCUGGGAGGAUGUAGAGGAAGAGUCGGCUGAAUUAAAUAGUGAGGUUUUCGUGGAUGAAAAUGAGGUGGACGAGUAGUUGAACCAAUACUUCUAUAAUUUUUAAGUCUUAUUUUGAUAAAUGAUCAUAUUUAUACCUCCAGCAUGCUCUCUUUAAGAGGUGGCUGCUGAUAUUUGUUUUAUUCUACUUGUUUGGUUGUCUGACAUGUAGAUUGUGUCAGGUUAGCUGUCCAUCCUGAAAAAACAUGAACAAUGUGCUAAAACUAUGUUCUAAGUACCUAUGUAAUCUAAUUCCAGAUAUACUUUCCUUCUCUUCAAAGUACAUAUGGUCUCAUUAGAAAUGACUUAGAUUUUUAUAAAUUUGACAACAAAUGUUGAUGUAUAGUUGCUGUUUUUAGUUAGAUAUAAAAUGAAAGAAACUGGAAGACAAAGGCUUCAUUGGACAGACAUUAACAUGGCUGCACAUGUCUGACAGAGCGAGUUGUGUCAAUUGUUCGCUGCAAUGUGACAGAGAAAUGUGACUGUGCUUAUAGCUUGUAAUUUAACACAAGUACAUGUAGUGUCUCUCGUUGCAGAGUUAUUUAUGGUAUGGGUGCACAUGCUGUGUACAUGGGGUUGCAUGUGUCUCCACUGGUACAUACUGUUCUCCUGUCAUGAAGCCCUUUUGUGAAAAGGUUAGAGUGCUAUUUCUGCCAGUAGGUGGAGCCUGAUUACUACUGUGAUGGUGAGGAAUAAUAUGAUAGAGCAACUAAAAGGAAAAAAGGGGGGGGCUCUGUGAGUGUCUCAUGAGUUUUGUCUUGUUUGUAAAAUGACUAAAAAUGGAAAUUCUACUCACAACUGUCUACAUCUAGCUUCAUGCUUGAUCUCUCCCAUGUUGCGCAGACUACAGUUACCCCUCUGUGACAUCCCGUCUGAGCUCACGCUGAUGGAAAAGCAACUGCGACCACAUGUCGUUUAUUUGAUAUCACUGACUCUUCGGUUACCACGAGGGUGCGUUUUAACAGACAGUUAUGCACUGAAUAAAGCCCAGAGACCAAUCCACCUGUCAACGUUGCUACUUCCUUUCAGCUCUUUUGACAAAGGGAUUAAUUACGUGAAUUUCUUGGGACAAAAAAACAAAACAAAA
Molecule: messenger RNA, 2798 nt
Organism: Acanthopagrus latus (yellowfin seabream)
Lineage: Eukaryota; Metazoa; Chordata; Actinopteri; Spariformes; Sparidae
Exons: 4
Coding region: 312-1751 (479 amino acids)
Source: RefSeq, a predicted model, not a curated record